UUAUAACACCUUAAUAAACCCUUUAAAAGGGUUUGUGACACGUUGCACUUUCAUAAACCCUUUUUUCGUUUUUUAUUCUACGGAUAUUUUUUACAGUGUUGUCCUUGUGUUCUUGUAUGCUAAAUUUUAUCAUAUUUAUUUAUUUAUUUGAUUUUAGCGAUGUAGUAAAUUAGAACGUUUAUUUACGGAAAAGAUGUCUCGUUUUAUCAACUUUGUUCCAGCAUUACCAAAUGCACAUUCAUCAAUAAUAAUACCCGAAAAUCAUCAUGGACGUCGAAUGGUACAAAGUUAUUCUCGGCUUCGAAGAUUCCGCGCUCGUCGAAAAACUCAUCAUCGAAUGGUUAUACGUUGUAUAUCGAAUAAUGAAUCAACAACUGUUGAAGAAAUUUCGGAUGAAACAACACCAGAAUCAGAAAAUCAACCCAAAGAGAAUGUUGAAAUUCCGCAAGAACAAACUGAAUCGAUACCUUCAAUUGUUGCUCCUAAUCUUGAUGAAAAUCUUGUUUCAAUAACAGUGACAAUUGAAAAAACUCCUGAAUCAAUUGAUGACUUAUCUUCAAUUGAAAAAGUUGAUCAUACAACAACUCUUUCAUUGUCAACAACUAUGAAUACUUGUUCAACGGCUCAACAUUUACUUUUAACAGCGUCUUCACUUGAUGAAACUCAAAGAUCUCAAUUUCGUUUAUUUAUCACUCGUUUUGGGUUUUCAACAAGUCCAACAGUUGACUCAUCGACAACUCAUAUAAUUGUGAAUGAAAACUCUUCUCUUGAUUGUCCAUUAACGGGAAAAAUAAUUCAAGGAAUAGCUCGUCAUUUAUUUAUUGUUUCAAAUGGUUGGCUAAAUGAUUGUUGA
Molecule: messenger RNA, 853 nt
Organism: Rotaria socialis
Lineage: Eukaryota; Metazoa; Rotifera; Eurotatoria; Philodinida; Philodinidae
Source: the annotation of a GenBank genome assembly